AUGAUAUCGUUAGCUAACUCGUCGCAGUUCCAUCGCCCAUUCUCCUGGAUCAACUCCCGAAUCAAAGUCUACGAUCCUCUCGAUGUCACCACCGCCAUACAUACCUCUCCAACCGCUCUCCAAAAUACAACCCCCGGCUCUCUUGUACAGGCCGAAGUCUCAUCGAAUGCACGUGUCUCACCCCUCGGGCUCGACGAGAUGCGUGUGAUUGGUGAAGCCCAACAACAAUGGGCGCCACUGCGACGGAAAUAUAAUUUAUUUACGUACCACCAAUCUCCGAACCCCGAAACGGACAUGGGCUCCCAGCAAUUUCCUCUCUCAGGGUCAGAUCUAUCCCAAGCACAAAAGUUACAACUUGCGCAAACUUCCAAUCAAGGGCAGGGCGAUUUCAAUCAGUUUGCUUACGUUGAUGAGCCCUUUUUAUCCUGGGACUUUUCUCUGCGGUCCGCUGAAAACCGCUUGAUUGGAUCUGUUAACCGCGACUUUGCCGGUUUCGCGCGCGAGUUCUUCACUGACACUGGUGUCUAUGCCCUACGAAUGGACUCAGCAGGUGUUGGCUCCGAAGCCUCUCCCACUGGCAGCAGCACGCCGACCGGAAUGACCCUUGAUCAACGUGCUGUGAUGCUGGCAACAGCCGUCAGUGUUGAUUUCGAUUACUUCAGUAGGCACAGCGGAGCAGGUGGCUUCGGUUUUAUGCCACUUUGGAUUCCGGGCAUGGGUGGUGAGGCUGCUGGUGGAGCUGCUGCUGGUGAAGCUGCCGGGGCAGUCGGUGGUGCUGCAGCCGGUGGCGCCGCUGCUGGUGAAGCUGGAGCUAUUGGUGAAGCUGCCGCGGGCACUCUAGGAAGAGCGGGAGCUGCUGGUGGUAUGGGAGAUGGAAUGGCUGCAGGUGUAACAGGGGCUGGGGCCAUGGCUGGAUAUGAGGCGAUGCAAAGAGGAUUUUCCGGCGACCAAAGCUCCCAAUCUGUCCCACCUGGGGAAGCAGCUAGCCAGCAAUCGGCCGACCAACCGGAUUUCUACCAUGACUACAGCCCCCCCCUGGUGAGCAGAAGGAGGAUGUAUGGGGUCAAGAAGAGGACCCAUGGAGCGAUGGAGAUGAUGGCGGUGGUGGUGGUGAUGACUUUGACUGGUUUUGAUUCACGAAUUCUGUGA
This is a messenger RNA of Penicillium waksmanii, 1149 nucleotides long. RefSeq lists its product as uncharacterized. Lineage: Eukaryota; Fungi; Ascomycota; Eurotiomycetes; Eurotiales; Aspergillaceae. The record is from RefSeq and is a predicted model, not a curated record. Gene Ontology annotation, biological process: plasma membrane phospholipid scrambling. The transcript has a single exon. Gene Ontology annotation, cellular component: plasma membrane. Gene Ontology annotation, molecular function: phospholipid scramblase activity. Bases 1 to 1149 code for a protein of 382 amino acids.